GCCUCGCACGCCUCGCUCGCCACCGCGCGCCGACACACUCGCUCUGUGACAACCUUGCCGUGCCGACCCCGGCUCACAACAAUAACACGCGCGACCUCCACACUACCGUCUUUUCCCGGAGCGUCGAUACCUUUAGUGCCCGGUGCGAGUGCAGUGGUCGUGCCACGUUUCAGCUCCUGGGCCGACAUGUGAAAAACAAAGCCUUUGUGACAGCGCCGGCGAGCGGCAUGUGGUGUACCAAUAGAGAUACACGCAAAAUGAAAUAAUUAGAUAGCAUCGUGACCCCCGGCAUGAGGUCGGGGGAGGCGGGCGAGGGCUCGGAGCUGGCCGAGUUCGGCGCGCGCUGGCCGCCGCCCUACAACCAGGGCUACGGCUGGACGCGCUCCGCCACGCCGCAGCACCCGCCCGCGCACCACCUCGCCAGACACUCCCGGAGCCACCAGGAUAACCGGCACACGAGCUACGAGGCGGAGGAUGCGCGGGGACGCGCGCGCGGCGGCGUGUACUACUCGCCGCCGGGCACCUCGUACACCAUCGUGGAGCGGCCGGCCUCCUCGCAUGGCCACCACUCCUCCUACUCGCACCACUACGCGGGGAAGCUGUCCCGAGCUCCCUACCUCGGCUCCACUACUAUUGCGAAUAGUGCAGCCGGAGCGACGAGCUUGCGGAACAGCACGAAUCACCUGAGCGCGGCGAACGGCAAGAAGCGGCCGAUCUCGCCGGAGCAGGUGCUGCGCUUGUUUGGGCAGGGCGGCGCCGCGGCGCUGGGCAAGGCGCUGCCGCCGUCGCACCCCCCCGCGCCGCUGCCCGCGCCCCUGCCUGCCCGCAGGCACUCGCCCGCCAGCAGCCCCAGUAGCACUACGCAUCAUGUUUCGCAGGCGAUAUACCGCGGGGGUGAGCGCGAGCGCCCGUACUCGUCGGGCGGGGCGCCGCCGCCGCCGGCGGAGCCCGCCACGCGCACCGUCACCAUGAGCCGGGACCCCGCCGACUCUCACGGCUUCGGCAUCUGUGUCAAGGGAGGCAAGGAGGCAGGCGUAGGUGUGUACAUAUCGAGAGUGGAGGAGGGCUCGGUGGCGGAGCGCGCUGGCCUGCGCCCCGGGGACUCCAUCCUGCAAGUUAACGGCACGCCCUUCUCCGGGAUCUCACACGAAGAUGCUCUUAAGAUGUUGAAGUCGUGUCGUCAGCUGACGAUGACGGUGCGCACGGCGGGAGCGCUGGUGGGGCGUGCGUCCUGCUCGUGGAUGGACCGCUACGGGAGGCCCGCCUCGCCGCCGCCGCUGCGGCCGCCGCGCUCCGCCAGCAAAGACCGCUCUAUACGAAGAGUCGACCUUUGUAUAGAGCCGGGACAGUCGUUAGGGCUGAUGAUAAGAGGCGGGCUUGAGUACAACCUCGGCAUCUACAUCACGGGGGUCGACAAGGACUCCGUGGCAGAUAGAGCUGGACUUAUGGUCGGAGAUCAGAUUCUGGAGGUGAACAGCCAGUCGUUCGUGGACGUGACGCACGACGAGGCGGUGGCGCAGCUCAAGUACCACAAGAGGAUGUCGUUGCUGGUGCGCGACGUCGGGAAGGUCCCUCAUGCCUGUACUGCUUAUGGAGAGCGGGAAGCGACGCCUAGAAUAAGCGGGUGGGGCAAGCGCCGUGGCGCAGCAUCCACGGCGGUGGAGCAGAAGGCUCGCUCGCUGCUCCCGCAGUGCGACCUGCCGGCCAUCGCCUACUACAUGGAGGAGUAUGCCGCGAGGAGACUCACUCCUGACUCCUUCCUCACAGUCAUCAGGGAUCUACUCGACACGCCGCAGAAGUAUACCCUCCUGACGGAAAUAAGAGAGUUCAUGGUGCCGGAGGACCGAGCGAGGUUCGACGAGCUGGUGUACAGGCGAGGCGAGGAGGCCGUUGACCAUCACCUCAAGCGCGGUCCAGAGCGACACAUGCUACCCUCCUCGACGAUGCAUGAGUUGCACGACCCGGAGGGACCGCCGGAGGCACCUCUAGUAGCCGACCACCGCUCGCCCUCCGAGGAUUCCGGCCUGGGCCUGCCACCGCAUGACCAUGCUUACAGGAGCGCGCGCGCGUGGCGGCCCGGCGACGCGCCGCCCCCGGACGACGAGGUGGAGCCCCCGCACGAGGAGUACGAGGAGGAGGGCCGGCGCUCACGACGUCACUCGUCUCCGUGCAACUCGAGGGAGGGCAGCACCACGGCACUGCACUCGCAACACUACGAUGAUUCCUGCGGCUAUCUCGAGGGGCUGCGCUCAUCACUCGGUGGCUGGACGCAGAAAGUUAAAUCAUGGUACUGGGGACGACCUCUAGAGUUAGCACACAAUUUGUCACGAAGUUUCGACAUGAAAGAGGAUAGUGGUGCGUUGUUGGAGGAGCGGGGCGGGAUUCGGCGGCACCAGUCGAUGCAGCGGCUGCAGCACGGCGAGGCGGGCGACGAGGCGCGGGCGGCGCGCGUCGUGCCCGACCACCACGGGAACCUGCACAUCACCGUCAAGAAGACCAAGCCCAUCCUCGGCAUCGCCAUCGAGGGCGGCGCCAACACUAAGCAUCCGCUGCCCAGAAUCAUUAAUAUACAUGAGCACGGGGCAGCGUAUGAAGCUGGUGGGCUAGAAGUGGGCCAGCUGAUCCUCGCGGUGGAUGGCCACCGGGUGGAAGGACUUCAGCACCAAGACGUCGCGCGAUUAAUCGCCGAGUCGUUCGCGCAAAGGGACAAACCGGAGAUCGAGUUCCUUGUGGUGGAGGCGAAAAAGUCAAAUCUAGAGCCGAAGCCAACAGCGCUGAUUUUCUUGGAGGCCUAACAUCUACUGUCCCUCCCCGCCAGCGACCCGCCGGCCGCGCUGGGCAGCGCGGCUCCGGGGGUCGACCUCACCGCGCACACCACGGAAUAGCCAAUUCCAACCUGCGCUGCCACAUGCUCUUCUAAGCUGUGGCGGCAAGCAGCACUGACGUACCGGCUAUACGACGCCGAGACGCGCCGGCGACUGACGCAGGUGUCUGUGUGUAAACAGGCUACGAAUCUAAUGGCACAAGGGAGGCGAUGAUAUUUUUUUGUGAUGACGAGUCGUCCGGAGCGACGGAAGAUUAGUUACGAAUGUUAUGAUGCACCGCCCGACGGGUUCUGAACGAAAUCUCUCGAGACCGCAACGCGACCCAUCUUUACGAUAGGACGCUCGGGUGGGCUGAAAUUUUGUAAAUCGUUUUCUAGGAGAGUAGCUAUUAAUCCGAUUUUAACAGUAGGCGGCGACUGAAUUUUAUAAAAAGAAUCUCCUACUUUUACCGUUUACUAUAAAUUCAUCUUAAAAAUUCACAAAUUUUAAAAAUCACGAUUUUAAGGAGGUAUAGAGAUCGAUAAUUCCGUGAUUCAUUUGAUAGAACUAGAGUUGUAAAGAGAUGACGAUAACAUAGAUCUUACGAAGUUCAUUUUUUAAUCGUGCUAAAGUUCAAUCGAUCGGUAACGGUGCUACGAGAAGAUUAUCAUGUUUCAAGUAAAGUAUCGUCCUCGAGUCAUGUCCCAUCUGUAGUUGUCACUAGUGCCGUGUAGAGUGCUUCCGGUCGGCACAUCGCCACACGCAGCACGCGGCGCGCUCCUAAGCAAGCAGCUUACUGAAUCUAACUCCGUCGCGUUCCGUCAUAGCUUUCCUCAUUAGUUUCAUUCGAAACUUUUUUACUCAAUUCUAGCUAAAUUUUACCAUUCUAACAUAAAAAUUAAUUUUGUAGUAAAUCAGUUUAGCUCUGUUGAUGAAAACGCGUAAACGUUUUUCAUUUGGUUCUUUCUCGGUCCAUAUCGCUUCCUUUAGUUUGCUUAGCGAGUGUUACAUAGAAGGUGCGUCAAACAUGUCAUUCCAUCAGGUAGAUAAGCGGUGAGUUAACGAAAAUAUGGCGGAGAGGGAUUUUAGCCCACUCUUUGAUCUAUAUAAGUAGAUAAUAAGUGAAUGUGUGCAAUAUAAUCCAAUGUUAGAUGUUAGAAUCAAUAAACAGUCUUUGGCGUCGAUGUUAUAGUUCGCUAGGCGGCGCCGACUGUGCCGCACGACGCAUGCGCGGCGUGGUCAGCGCCGCUGUGCUCGCCUGUACCCGGUGUAUCGAUGUGAGUGUUGCUAGAGCUUUUAAUAUAACGUACAGCUACUGCUGUAGAUAUUGUACACGUUCCCACAAUGAUACCUACAUAUAUUUGUAUAAAUGUAACAUGCUAUAACUGAACCUCAUUACCCCUUAUAAUCUCUACAAGCGACCGUUGUAAAUAUAUAUCUGUAUCUACUCAUAAGCUGUAAAUAUCAAAUUUGAAUGUAUUGUAAUAUAAAAAUAUUAUUAUAAAUAUUUAUUGAAGUUAGUGCCAAAAGCAUUUUACAUUCCCCACUAGGCGUGUACACUGUACUGUAUGGAGACGCAGAGCCUUCGGCGGUUCGGCGGAGACAGUUACUGCUCACAUCUAUAUCUAUACCUACCUACUCAUCAAGUUAACGGCUAAUCUCACUCAAUACGCUUCUAAUAUUAGGAUUUGGACAUCAUUGACAUGUAUUCUUUCAUUGUAUAAUCAAAAGACAUUCCGUAUUAUAAAAUAAAUAAUUCUCUUUUAACAUUUUAUAUUUUCACGGUUCGCACGACGACCUAGUGAAUAUUUCCGUUACCUUUGAGAACGUUUGUGAUUUGUGUCACGUGCAUUGACAUCCGCCUUUUCCUGAUUAAUGUUUUAUUCACAAAAAUAAUAAUGAGCAGAAAUUGCACUGAAACAAAUAUAUUUUGUACGAGUAAUUAUAGUUAAUUUUAAUCUUAUACCUAAUUGUAUUUAAAGUAACCAAUAAGUUUUUAUGAUUACACUUAAGCGGUCAUGUGUAGAGGCAGGCGCGUCCGAGCCGCCGUGUGACCGGCUCCUGACCCGGCCAGCCUUCUAUUUGAGUCAAUUCAUCAUUUACGUACGUAUUAAACACGUCAAACCGAAAGCAAUUUAAGAGUAGUGAUUAAGAGAUUAUUUUAGCAACAAAUCUUUAGGUUACCUCAUACUUUGAAUAGAAUAUCGUGGAUAUCAUAUGGCAGACCUGCUUUUGUUUGGUUUGUAGAUUUGUUUACCAACAGCUUGCAGUAGUUUGUAUAGAUCGCGUCUAUAGUACUACAGUCGCCUUUGAAUCCCGCAGUGCCUCUCGUUAUUGGCAACCUAUUAUAAUAUAUCCUAAAUAUUGCGAGCCGUCCAUUUAUUUUGCCUUUAGUUUAUCCUCGACUGCUGUGAGGUUAACGUGGAUUUUAUAUCUGUAUAAUCGACCUUUGCUAAUCUCAAUGUGUUGGUAAACAUUUCACGGGUAUUUAAGUAAUGUUUAAACUUUGCAGGUGUUUGGUUGAGAAGAUCUAUGUUGUAGUCUGUUGUUAAGUUUGUCGUUGAUGACAAAAAUAUAUUGUUAUCUAGAUAAUUACAUUUUGUUUUAUUCCGAGUCGUGCCAUUUGUGGAUAUCUAACACGAGACAACAAACACUUAAUCAUGAGCUGCUUAUCAUUUCAAACAACUAAAUAUUGUCUGAACAGUGAACAAUAAAAGGUUAUUGGACUUGCCCACUUAUAAAUCAACAACUACAUUAUUAAAAGGUACAUUUACCUUGACAUUGCAGUUUUGC
Molecule: messenger RNA, 5597 nt
Organism: Trichoplusia ni (cabbage looper)
Lineage: Eukaryota; Metazoa; Arthropoda; Insecta; Lepidoptera; Noctuidae
Gene: dysc
Product: whirlin
Exons: 19
Coding region: 291-2795 (834 amino acids)
Cellular component (GO): stereocilia ankle link complex; stereocilium tip; cilium
Molecular function (GO): protein binding
Source: RefSeq, a predicted model, not a curated record